CCGUAGUAUUGGCUCCAUAGAGACGGGCAAGGAUAUUAUUAUUUUUUGCCAGAUAGCUAACAAGUUAGCAAAUCUAACACCCAAGAUAAGGAUCCAGAAUACUUCAUUGGGUGAUUGAGUGCCACAACACGAACAAACUAUGUCCUUUAGAGACUUACGAAAUUUCACAGAAAUGAUGCGGGCUCUGGGCUAUCCUCGCUUGAUAUCAAUGGAGAACUUCAGGACCCCCAACUUUACCCUGGUGGCAGAAAUUCUCAUUUGGCUUGUGAAAAGAUAUGAACCGCAAAUGGACAUACCGAGUGACGUGGACACGGAGACAGACAGGAUUUUCUUCAUAAAGGCAGUGGCCCAAUUUAUGGCAACAAAGGCUCACAUCAAGGUGAACACAAAGCGUCUGUACCAGGCUGAUGGCUACGCUGUGAAAGAGAUGUUGAAGAUCACCUCAGUGCUGUACAGUGCCAUGAAGACCAAAGAGAUGGCCUCAGGGGACAAAGUGGAGGAGGACAAUAGCAAAUUCAAGUUUGACUUGGGUUCCAAGAUUGCAGACCUGAAGGCAGCGAGGCAGCUGGCCUCGGAGAUCACGUCUAAAGGAGCGUCGCUCUAUGACCUGCUGGGAAAGGAGGUGGACCUGAGGGUGAAGGAAACACACACAGGCUCAGAAACACACCACGGCUGGGGAAAGCAAUCAGACGUUUUGACUGUAUCUCUGGGACUGCGGGAGAUGAGAACUGCUGCCAUCUCCAGACCCUUGGAGAUCAACGAGACAGAGAAGGCCCUCAGAGCAGCCAUCAAGGAAGUUUUGGAAAGCGUGGAUAAAACCAAAGACAUGCUGAACAACGUGUCCUCCGAUGAGACCAGCCUGGAGUCCAAAAUGGAGAAGAAGAAACAGGAGCUGGAGAGGAAUCAGAAGAGACUCCAGACUCUACAGAGUGUACGGCCAGCAUUCAUGGAUGAGUAUGAAAAGAUUGAGGAGGACCUGCAGAAGCAGUACGAGACCUACGUGGAGAAGUUCCGUAACCUGAGCUUCCUGGAGCAGCAGCUGGAGGACUACCAUAGACUGGAGCAGGAGAGGUUUGAAGAGACUGAGAACACCCUUAGGAUGAUGCAGCACAAACUGCGGGAGGAGGAGAGGAGGCUGAUGAGGAGUGGAGCCAAAGACGAGGACUCCGAUAUGGACAUCCCUGAGGACGAGGGUUCAGACAGUGAUAUGGAGGAUCGAAGACCCUCUAAACCCCGUCCCACCAGAAACGCCCCCAUGACAGGGAGAGGUGGAGCGCGGCUCGUCGGCAACAUGCAGGGUGGAGACAGCGAGGAGACAGAGGACAGUGAGAUAGACGUGGACGAGGAUGAGGAAGGUGAGGAAGAGAACGAGGACCUGGAGGACGACAACGACAGUCUAGAAGUCCCGGCGCCCAAGCCAUCCCGGCCCUCCAGGGGGCCCUUGAGGCCCCAGCUCUUAGAGGAGAGCGAUAACGACUUUUAAGCUGACACACACACAUCAACCAACACUGUAUCACAGCUUGUGAGCACUGAGGACAAACAAAAUACUUUAUUAUAACCUAAUAAUUUAAUAAACAAUAUAUCAUUUGUAUUAUAUAAUAAACUGUCUGUCCAAUCUGAGCUUCCUGUUCGUGAGUGUCAUCUAUCUCCGCAGUCCACCACUCAGUAGUAAAUAACUGAAUCAUCUUAAUGGAACGAGUGGCACGAGAGCUAGCACUCCUAAGUUCUCACACAGGCACGUAACCUUGGAGACUUCCUGCUGGGCGGUGAUUGGACAGACCAGCAGCCGGAGCCACAUCCACUCAUUUUGACAAAUCACCUUCACUCUGCUGAUCCGGCCCUCUUCUCUCUGGUUCCCCCGUUUAUCAUCACAAUACAAACCCGGCAUCAUACUGCAACGAUAAAUUCAUUAUCAUUCCAGUUUUUACAUAUUUAUAAAAUAUGACAUUUUGACUCAAUAAAAAAAGUAUUUCAUUCAUUUAA
Molecule: messenger RNA, 1983 nt
Organism: Coregonus clupeaformis (lake whitefish)
Lineage: Eukaryota; Metazoa; Chordata; Actinopteri; Salmoniformes; Salmonidae
Gene: ift38
Product: clusterin associated protein 1
Exons: 13
Coding region: 140-1483 (447 amino acids)
Biological process (GO): cilium assembly
Cellular component (GO): intraciliary transport particle B; cilium; centrosome
Source: RefSeq, a predicted model, not a curated record